UUAACUGUUCACUGCUUUGCUAAAGAUAUCGUUCAACUCUGUCUCCUGUUAUGCGUAUCCGGAACCUUCGAAGGGGGAAGACCUUAACGGGAGGACACUGGUGCAAAGAUGGCAGACGUACCAGAAGACGCACCAGAACACUGCCCAGGUACAACAAGUGAGCAAGCAGGAAAGUCAUCGUCAUGUCAGGGCUGUCCCAACCAGAAACUGUGUGCUUCUGGAGCCACCAAGGCCCCCGACCCUGCCAUAGCAGAGAUAGGAGAGAAGUUGUCAGCAGUCAAACACAAGAUCCUCGUGCUGUCUGGGAAAGGAGGAGUAGGGAAGAGUACCUUCAGCGCUCACUUGGCUCACGCCCUGGCAAGUGACAGCACGAAGGAGGUUGCUCUGCUGGACGUAGAUAUCUGUGGUCCAUCAAUUCCUAGGAUCAUGGGCUUAGAGGGAGAACAGGUUCACCAGAGCGGCUCAGGCUGGUCUCCUGUGUAUGUGGACGACAACCUGGCAGUCAUGUCUAUUGGCUUCCUGCUCAGUAGCCCUGAUGAUGCUGUGAUCUGGAGAGGACCCAAGAAGAAUGGGAUGAUCAAGCAGUUUUUGAGAGAUGUUGACUGGGGUGAAUUGGAUUACCUUAUCGUGGACACUCCCCCGGGCACCUCUGAUGAACACCUGUCAAUUGUCCAAUACUUAAGCUCCACCCACAUCGAUGGAGCCGUCAUCAUCACCACACCACAGGAGGUAUCGUUGCAGGAUGUGCGUAAGGAGAUAAGGUUCUGUCAGAAGGUCAAACUGCCGAUCAUUGGAGUGGUGGAGAACAUGAGUGGCUUCGUGUGUCCCAAAUGCAAGAACACAUCACAGAUCUUCCCUCCCACCAGUGGGGGAGCUGAGCAGAUGUGUGCGGAUCUAAAUCUCCCCCUGUUAGGAAAGGUACCUCUAGACCCAAGGAUAGCACGUAGCUGUGACGAGGGCAAGUCUUUCCUAAGUGAAGUCCCCGACUCUCCUGCUGCCAGAGCCUACCAGAUAAUUGUGCAGAGUAUUAAGGACUACUGUUCCAACCGUGUGACAGAGGAGCAGAGCGCCACCUGAACCCACUCGGAUGCCGGCCAUGUGAUGAGAGUGUGGUAGAGAUGAUAAACUACUGAAUAAGAAACACAUAUAGGAAAGCUAAUAUCAUUAACAAUGCAACAUUCACCAAAGCCUGCCAGAAUGAUCUCAAUGUCUUCAUUUCAAGUCAUGACAGGCAGCAGCUUGCAUACCACUUUGGUGAACUGGAGACAUUGGAGUGCAGUGGUUUAUUCUACAGUGGCCGGCCAAUACAGCUUUGAUGAUGAUGAUAAUGAUCCUUUCAUUUCAAUUUAAUAAGGAGUAGUUCCACGGUGUGAUAAGCAUUUAAUAAGCAAUACAUUCUGUAAAAACGUAACUUGAAACCUUAAAGCUGAGAAGACCAAAACCAGCGCAGCAUUACACAGUCUCAGUACUCUUAGCGUUACACAGACUCUAUGUGCCUCUAAGUGACAAGUCUGUUGGUUCAUACUGAAAAUGGAAAUCUUUAAUAACGCUACAGCAAAUAGGCACUGUAGUUUUUACUAAACAUUACUGAAACAGGAGUAAACAGUGCUUUUGUUGGGGACUAUUUUCAGCUGUAGAUUAAUACACAUUUGGUAUCUGAGUGAGUAGUCAUAGCAGCAGGACCCAGUGUAUGUAUCAUCAUAACAAUGCAACAUGUCUUCCAGUGUUACAAUGUGGCUCUAUUCUACUUUUUAAUCAUUUAGGACAACAGUGCUGCUCUAGAGGAAGCUAUAUGAGGCUUUGGAUACGCAGGCAAUACUUCAAUCAAUUCAUCGUUGUGUAAGACUUUUCAUGGAAUGUGUUGAGAUUAAGAAAAAUACAGACUAUCACCAGAUUUAUUUUUUUAUGGUAAAAGUGUUAAAUUAGACUGUUGCGCCCUAAGAUCCUGAAUAUAUACUGUUGUUGUGGAAAUAUAUUCCUGGAAGGAUUAUAAGUAAAGAAUAAAACAAUUUUCUGCCCUUUCAAUUGUUACUUCCGUUAGCAGAUGAAAAGAGGUAGAGACACUCCCAUUGUUGUGUGGUAGGGGAGAACAUAUUUGGGGAAGUUAAAUCUAUUAUCAUAUAGUAAAUAAGGCAUUUAACCAUUUCCCCCAAGGAUAUUUUGAAUGGUGUUUGUGUAUCCACUGGUGCUCACUGUCCCUGGUUACAGUGGGUCAGUAAGUAUGGAGAGAAAGUCAAAUCAGUGGGAUAUAAACUCAGUUGAUCAAGUCAUACAAAGCACUGUAUCAUCAGCAAAGUAUAAGAUUUCAACUUCUCAUUUGAUUUGUUUUUGUCAUUGAUUGAUUGUAGAGCCAUGGUUGGAUGGUUUGCUUUGUUUUCAGCACAUGUCUAGUGAAUGUAAAAAUGUGAAUUCAAAUAAUAAUCCAUAAAAGCUGCAGGCAAAAUGUACCAA
Molecule: messenger RNA, 2451 nt
Organism: Micropterus dolomieu (smallmouth bass)
Lineage: Eukaryota; Metazoa; Chordata; Actinopteri; Centrarchiformes; Centrarchidae
Gene: nubp1
Product: nucleotide binding protein 1 (MinD homolog, E. coli)
Exons: 10
Coding region: 109-1077 (322 amino acids)
Biological process (GO): iron-sulfur cluster assembly
Cellular component (GO): cytosol
Molecular function (GO): ATP binding; 4 iron, 4 sulfur cluster binding; ATP hydrolysis activity
Source: RefSeq, a predicted model, not a curated record